UGGACAGAAGUGCUUUUGGCUUGACUUUUAGAGAGGAAAUAACAAUUAAUUUUGACAUGAGCACGUUGAGCACUAGUUAAUUUCAGUUAAAAGUCUAUUUAGAGGACAUUUGAACUUGAGUUGCUUGACAAAGCAAAAUUUGAGUGAAUUAAAUUUGAAAUCAAAGAAAUUUUGACAAUGUCAUAUUUUGGUGGUGGGGGUCAAAAUGGAGGCGCAAAUCGAGGGGGAGCUGGAAAUCCGCCUCAACAAACCACCCUGCUCACGGGUCCGCAAUUGUUUGUCAACUCGGCGAGUCAACUACAGUUUCAGAGUGGUGGACAAAACUUUUUCCCACAGGGGGAAGGAUCCCAGCAGCAACGUCAUGUUCAGCUAAACACGGGUGGUGCCCCACUCCUCCUCCAACCCCCCGUAAAUUUUGUGACAGACGGGUUAGGUGUCGGCAUUUCACAAUUGAUAACACAAGGGAGCAUUAUGAACCUGGGAAGCGUUCUUAUGCAAGAUCAAGCGGCAUCAGGACAAGGCCAGGGUCAAUCUAAGCAACGUGUCUUUACUGGAAUGGUGACGAAAAUUCAUGACGAUUUUGGUUUCAUUGAUGAAGAAGUCUUUUUCCAAAUGGGGGUCGUGAAAGGACCAAUUUUACCUAAAGAGGGCGAUCGAGUCCUAGUCGAAGCUGACUACAACCCGAGCAUGCCAUUCAAAUGGAAUGCGACCAGAGUCCAAAUUGUGAAUAUGGGAGGCGGAGGUGCAAGUUCGGUAUCCCAACAGUCUGGAGGUUAUCAGGGAUACUCGGGUUCCGUGCAAAAGCAAGUUCCUCCUCCUCCUGCGUUGGGUCCGGUGGGUGGUGGUGGAAGACCCCCACCGUCAAUGGGGUCAAAUCCGCAUCAAAUGUACGGUGCAGGUGGAGGACGACCGCCAAGUGGUCAUGCGCACGUCUCUGGAGGUAUGAAUGAUUCGUUGAUGGGUGGAAGACGUCCAAUUUCUUCACAAAUGCCGUCACAUCUUCAGCAUCAACAAGACAAUAGUUUGAUAUCAUCAGGGCUCAUGGGAGGGCUGCCUUCAUUAAUGUCUAAAAUGGACGGCGGCAGGGAAAGGGAACGCGAAAGAGAACGAGACAGAGAUAGGAAAGAAAAAGAACGUGUGCACAGAUCAAGAUCCAAAGAACGUGGAGGACGUGAUCGAAGAGAAAGAUCUAGAGAUCGUAAUGAAAGAGUUCGUCGUUCGAGAUCAAAAUCAAGAGAACGGCGUAGGCGGUCCCCAUCGCCCAUUAAGCGCAGGUCCCGAGAUCGCAGUGAAAGGAAUGCUGUGACUUCUACGCGGGACAAAAGUGUUGACCGUGAAAGAGAACGAGACCGAAGGGAUCGAAGUAGUCCUGUCAGCAAAUCUCACAAAUCGGACCGAGCUGAUAGAGUUAAGCGAAGCCGGUCACGAGACACCAUAAAAUCCAGUGAAGGUAAAGGGUCUAAUCUCAAGGAUAAAAGUCGUUCUCCAUCCCCAGCCAGCAGAAGAGGUGGGAAUAAAUCUAGUGUGAUAUCCAAAUCUUCUUCUCGAUAUUUGUGUGACACACCGAAAUUCUCCUUGGAUGUGUUGGAAUUGAAUUCAAGUGACAUGAAAUCCCGUUACAAGAAUUUAUACGUUCCUUCUGAUUUUUUCUUGGCGAAAUGUUCAUGGAUGGAAGCCUUUCCAUUAGAAAAACCUUAUCAAUUCAGUCACAAUUCAUCACUUGUGCACAUUAUGGGAAGAAGAGUGGAACGGCUGGAAAUGAACUUUGAUAAUGAUUCAGAAGCCAAGAAAAUGCAAGAGAAAUUUAAUGAAAUUCCUAAUGUUUUGCAAGCCCCGGAUUCUAGUUGCACCUUUUCUGUUAAGGUGAUGAUUUUAUCUUCGCCAAGUUUGGAAGCGAUUUUCCGUAAAUCUGGAUUUGUUUUGGAACAAGACAACCCGGAACCCACCGAAACAAAGGAUAUCACUACAUCUGGAUUUCAGACAUUACAGAGACUCCUCAAUUUUGUUGUCGGCGUAAAGACUGGAAAGCACGAUAUAAUGGCGCUCGGUGGAAAUUGGAGUUCUUCUCUGGAUGGUCCAGAUCCUCAAUCCAAUCCAAAAGUUUUAAUCAACACGGCCAUCAGAUGUUGCAAAUCCAUGGCGUCAGUGGAUCUUACUCGCUGCAAAUACUGGUAUCGCUUUAUGGAAAUUUAUUACCGACGCUCCAACGGCAAUCUGGAAACGGUGGUGUACUUCCUUCCCGACCUCUCGUCCUGCGUCCCAUCCUUACCCGAGUGGGACAAAAUUACAAAAUCCUACAGGAUCGCAUUGAACGGGCCUGAUGCAGACAAGUUGGUGGCAAAUGUGGAGGCUAUUAGCUCCUCUAUUGAAAAUACAGAAAACAAAUCACAAAAAGACACACCACCAGGGUCCUCUUCCUCAACUACACUUCCCGCGACGGCUGAUGACAACUUGGAUGAAAAUUGGGAAAGUACUCCUUCUGGUAUUAUUGUUGGCGACGAAAUCGUUCCCCCUCCUACUUGUACCACCACUACUUCUGGAGAUGCUAUUCCUGGGGCUAUUCCACUACCUAUCGCACCGUCACAACCCAUCGAUGCAGAUGUAAGUAGUGCUGCUGCACCAUCCGAUGUGUCUACACUAUCUGCAAGCAAAGGAGGAGAUCACAAAACUUCAGAGCCGAUGAUGGAGGUUCUAAGUGAAUGUAAUGGCGAUGCUUCUGUGGAUGUGGCGAUGGAACAGGAUAAUGUUAAUAAUUUGUCUCUAAACAAUGACGUUAUUACCUCAGCGGAAAUGAGUAAGGAAGCCGACGGGGAAGUCGAUAUAUAUGAAGAUAUCGUGGAAAGUCAGAAAAGUGAUGCAAAUAAGAUUUCUUCUCCCGGAACACAUCACAGUUUGUUGGAUUUGAAUUGCAUGACGGUGGCAAAACUAAAAGAAGAACUGGCCUUGCGGAACUUAAAUACGAAGGGUCUCAAAGCUCAACUGACAUCGAGAUUACAGGAGGCUAUUGAGUCCGAGAAGGAAAAGGAGACACCAUCUCAACCUGAUCCUGCUGCAACUGUUGGAACUAAAGACGUGAUCAUUGCAAAUAAUGUCGCUCUUAAACAAGAGACGAAAGUAGAAAAAGAAGAAAUCAACGAACUAUCAAUCGUUCGGUUGGUGGAUCCUUCAACUAUCUUAGAAACUUCAAUAAAUGAGAGAGACACGACCGAAGAAAUUAUGAACAAUGAUGAAUCCAGCUCUCAGUUACCCGAGCAGGGAGAAUUAGGCGAAGAUGAGAUUAUUCUGAAUCACCUCAAAUCUACCAAGGGUGUAUUAACCUAUCCUGUUCUUCGACCUGACAUGAAACCUGAAGAACGCAAGUUGUGGGAACGAAGGUUUGCUCUGCCAAACCAUCCAAAAGUACUAAUCUUCCCCGCAACUAAAGUUAGCUCGUCUUCAUCCUCAAUGAAAAAGACAAUGGGACCGUUCGACUGCUCAGUUAUGCCACUUUCCUCCCUCCGGGAUUAUCGACAAAUUGAUAAACGGGAAGAAUCAUUUGAAGUUUCCUUAUUCGCUGAAUUAUUUUAUGAAAUGCUUCAACGAGAUUUUGGGUUCAGAAUUUACUCAGAAAUUGUACGCCAAACUGGUUUGCUGAAGAACUCUGAAAAAGAAACUCAGGAUGAUGCUGAAACUGGCUCAAAGGAAGAAGAGCCUGCUAUUAAAAAACGCAAAACAUCACCAUCUACUUCGAUCGUUCCAUCGGGAGUAGUUAACAACGUGGACUUAAAGGCCAAGGUUACAACGGUGGAUCCGCUGCUUCUUCUUUCAUUUACAUUCUAUGAUGAGAAUCAGCUUGGUUACAUCACGGACAGCCACAUCGAAGAUAUUUGCUCAGCAUUGGGUUUAGGGCUUACAAGACAUGAGAUUCAAGGGCUUCUUCGUAAUAUUAGUGCAAAGGGAGGCGUACACUACAGAGCCUGGACAGACAAGUCGGAAGCAGAAACUGAUGACGGGAAUGAACAAUCAUUACUAAUAGAUGAAAACAAGAGUAAAUUGGAUUUUGUUAUGCAGAUUGCAAAAGGAAACAAAAGCCUUCUCCCAGUUUUCACCUAUUCAUCACCCAUCGUCGCCUUUGAUGAUGUAAAACCCACAUUAUGCGAUGACCAGAAGGUCGACUGGACUGGAGAAUCUGUUUUGGUCACGGUGGAUGGAAAAGUUGUAGAUGUGAAGAAGAUUAUGCACGAAUUGGAAAAAGCCGAAAAGGAAAAAUUAUCUGCUGAAGCUAAUGUCAAUGCAUUUAAAAAUUCUCUCACUGAAUCUAAAAAUCAAGUGGCCGAGUUAAAAAAGUCAAAUGAUAGCUUGGCUGAUGAACUUAAGAAGUCAAAAGUACAGGUCAAAAACUUAGAAGCAGCUGAAAAGUCUAAUAAGGAAAUAGUGGAAAUUUUCAAAAAGAGUACAGAGAGCUUUAUUUAUCGGGUUAAAGACGUUGUUAAACUUCCUCAAGAAAAAAAGGUGACCUCAACCAACGCCGUUGUAUCAGAGAAGAGCAAAACAACGAAAACAUCAGAGCCUACAGAAACAAGCUCACUUAACAAUAAAGAAGCAGAUAACAAUUCUAGUAGUGGCGUCGAAGCAAAAUGAGAGUAGAAUUUCUAUUUUUUAAUUUGUCAAUUAAUUCAAGUACAAUGUACAUUCAUUCUGAAAUGAGCAUUGUUAAUCUGGUUUUUUUUUUACUGAUAAUUCGACUUGCAGUUUGUAUUACACUUGUGAUGGCAUCUUAAAAAGCUGAUAUGGCAAUAUUAUGAGAGAAUUUUCCUGCCACGUAUUCUGACCUUAUUUCAAUUCAAGUCAAUUGUGAGCCUUUCCCCUUUUGAAUAUCUUGAUGCUUCAAUUAUUAUUUUAUAGUCAGUAUCGUAACAAAAUGUCUAAAAAUAAGAACAUUUCAAUUGUACAUGGUUGUUAGUAAAGUAUACAUUCAUAUAAACUUGAUAAAUUCGGUUAGCUUAGUUUAUUCAUAUAACGGUUUUUUUUCCUGCACUCGCAGUUUUAAAUUUAGAUUGGUUUUGUUUAUGGGUAUCAUGUUAUAGAUGAAUGAAUAAAUGAAGGAAUAAAAUGUACAAGUUACGUUAAA
Folsomia candida is the source of this 5110-nucleotide messenger RNA. RefSeq names its product cell division cycle and apoptosis regulator protein 1. The record is from RefSeq and is a predicted model, not a curated record. Gene Ontology annotation, cellular component: nucleus. NCBI's taxonomy places the organism in Eukaryota, Metazoa, Arthropoda, Collembola, Entomobryomorpha, Isotomidae. Bases 178 to 4620 code for a protein of 1480 amino acids. Gene Ontology annotation, biological process: regulation of DNA-templated transcription. The transcript has 19 exons.